Molecule: messenger RNA, 1593 nt
Organism: Protobothrops mucrosquamatus (brown spotted pit viper)
Lineage: Eukaryota; Metazoa; Chordata; Lepidosauria; Squamata; Viperidae
Gene: STPG4
Product: sperm-tail PG-rich repeat containing 4
Exons: 9
Coding region: 1-1059 (352 amino acids)
Biological process (GO): epigenetic programing of male pronucleus
Cellular component (GO): male pronucleus; germinal vesicle; female pronucleus
Molecular function (GO): histone binding; chromatin binding
Source: RefSeq, a predicted model, not a curated record
AUGGGCUGUGCAGGAAUGAGGUUUGAAGGUGAAAGGUCAUUUGAAGUGCAUGAGCAUAAUCGGGCAAAGCUGAGGGCCAUAGACGUAGUGGUCAGCAAAGGAGACAAUGCAGCAGAUGAAAGACAUAUCAUGCUUACUUCCCUUGGACAUCAGAAGAUUUCCAGCAGUGCCAUCAGCACAGAACUCUGGAAACUAGUGAGAUCCAGUUUUAUCAGAGUUGUAGGAUGGAGCAAAAGGAACAGGAAAACAGCAGACAUCAGUCUCAUGACAAACACUGGGGACCUUGGUUCUAUUAGAAGAAUAAAACAAGUUGUAUACAAAAAAUGCCUUCUAUGUAUCUUCCAUGAAUGGAUCUUCAAUUUCACUUAUUUAAAAAGUAUUGAAAUCAUUUUGACAUACAUGGUAGGAGAACAUGAAAAAAUACCAUAUCAAAGAAGAGAUACAUGGUGGAGAGAAUCACUAAGGCCAACCCCAAUCCCAGGGUUUUAUCCUGUACGAGGUUUUCUUGAAGAAGCUCAGUUGAACCCAGUGAAGGCAACCUAUAAUUUUAAAGGUGAAGGGAGAAAGAGAGCAUCCAUCUAUGAGCAAUUACCUGAUCUGACCUUGCCAAAUGCUUUCAAGUACUAUCCUCCUUCAUUUGUGGAACUGGCAGAGAAAAGACCUGCUACUUAUUCCUUUAAGAGUACUUCAAGGCAAAGCAACUAUCCAGUCAACAGAGAUAAGAAUAUAAACACUGAUCCUGGACAAUAUGAUCUUUUCCCUCGUCCAGUUCCUACUUUUCCUACUAAGAGCUAUAUGUUUCGAUCUGCAGUUCAAAGACACCCCAUUUUUCCUCUGAAACAAGGUCCAGGCCCAGGUGAGUAUGAAAUAAAGGAUGUCCAGCCAGUUCCAAUACGAUCGUCCUUCAUAUCAAAAGUACCACGAAUAUUGCCAGCCCACACUAAAGUCCCUGGUCCAGGAUAUUAUUGGCCUACCAAGCAGGCCCCAAGACAGCCCAGAACUAUUGCCAGCCUUGGACGGGAACAUACCAUUUUCUUUAGCAACGUUCCUGAACUUUAGGAUAGAAAGAAUGCAGCACUCUGACACCUCAACUCAUCCUAUGCACCUCUGCACCUUCAUUAAGACAAGCUUGCCAAUUUUCAUUCUUCUGAAUUUUAAAUGGGUUAUUAUGUUGUUAACCUAUGCAGAUGCUAUUUUAAUCAUUCUGUUUUCUAGCAUCCUAGGUUGUUUUGGGUUUUAAAUCAUGGCAUAUCUCAUAACUGUGGUUAAAUCAUGACAUAUCAUAUGACCGAAUAUUUUAUAAUUUGCCUGAAUUUAAUUGUUCCGAGGCAGCAGUAUUUGCUAGAUGCAAGGUCAGCACUGGAAGAGAAAGAGAAUAGAGAUGACUAAGUUAUCCAAAAAGAUCAGCCUUCUCAUCUUUUUCCUGAUAAGAAGGAUAUUUUCGUGCCAGCAUGUCUAAAUGCCAUACCUUUCUAUUUCUCAUUCAACCUUCUCAGAUUGCCAGGGCAUUGUUUAUGAUCAAUGAAUAGCUUAUUUCAAAAUAAUGACAUUGUAAUCAAUAGCAUGCACUGGUCUCUUUGCAGAGUUUCAAAU